ACCAGCGGCAGCCCUCAGAAAGUGGGAAGUUUUCGCCGAAGGAUUCUGUCUAAAAAUUAAUCACCUUCAUGUCGACUCUGUUGGAUACUAACCCGCCGAUGCUAUGGUUACCUUUAUUACGAUCUUACAGGUGAAUCUAGUGAUGUCCAUCCUGCUGUAUGUGAUGGUCCUCGUGUACCUCUAUGGUAUCCAGGCAACCACCAUGGACAGCAGUCAACAGGGACAACAGCAGCAGCCAAGUCCUGACCCCUUAAACUCCCUUAUCAUCCAGCUGCUUCAGGCCGACCUGACCAAAGGGAGGACCAGAGGGAACCAGAGCCAACAGGGGAAGAGUCGCCCCCUUGAGCCCCAGGAAACGCUGCCACCUGUCCUCAGUGAAAACUUCCCUCUACCGGAGCAGGGCGAUGCAGAUCAGUGGGGGACGGGGGGACGCAGCGGUGGUAGCAGCGAAGGCUGGGUGGACCAGCAGGUGAUGUUAUUGAACUCGGACCUUCUCAGGCAGCACAAGCGGUACAACUCACCUCGGGUGCUGCUAAGUGACCGGCCUCCACUACAGCCGCCACCGCUGUACCUCGCGGACGAUUUUGUGGAGAGCGGAGCAGCGGGGAACAAAACACGAAAGAAGCGCUAUGCUGAACACAAGAGCUACCGUGGGGAAUAUUCUGUGUGUGACAGUGAGAGCAAGUGGGUGGUUAAUAGAACCCAAGCAGUGGACACUAACGGGAAUGCCGUUAAUGUUCUGGCUACAAUUAAAACCAGUGCAACGCAGAACAUCAAACAGUACUUUUAUGAGACGCGUUGUCGGACCCCCAGGCCUUUCAAAGGUGGCUGCAGGGGAAUUGAUGACAAGAACUGGAACUCACAGUGCAAGACGACACAAACAUAUGUUCGAGCACUGACACAAGUUCGAAAUACAGUGGGCUGGAGGUGGAUACGCAUAGACACUUCCUGCGUCUGUGCGUUAUCAAGGAAACGUCGUAGGACGUAAACAUAACCAUACACACCCUGCUGAGGACUACAUGUUUGGAAUCUACUUCCAGUUUAGGAUUUACUUCCUGUUCACAGAGCUCCUGCCACAGGAUUAUGAGUCAUGGCGGUUAAGAGCAACAUUCUGCUAAAAAGUGAUACUUCUACUGAAGAAACCAUGGGUCUGUGUAAAAGAGAUUUCACUUCAAUGUGCUGCAAAUCCACAGAACGCUGCAGCAUUGCUGUUAACAGAAGAACUUGAUUAAGUGAGAUUGGGAGGGAGGGAGUGAGUGUGUGUGAAGGGGGGAACUGUACAUAUAAAUUAUUUAAAUUAUAUGAAAUGCAUGUAGUUUAUACAUGUUUAUCUAUCUAUCUAUAUAUGACGUAUGAAUAUAUUUGUGUUAUUUAUUGAAAGAAGUCUUCUCAAGGAAAAAUGUCUAUAAAAAGGAAUGAAAAAAGCUAUGGACUUGUUUUGAGACUAUAAUACAGAGCUGGGCUGCAAAGGUGCUCAACAGUAAGACUUUACAUGUGCCUUGACCAGAGCAGAGACAUAGAACUUGGUAACUCACACACAGCAGUUGCUGCAAAUGUUUUAGGGGUUGAAUCUUUUAAAUCUAGAAAGUGACAAAUGUGAGAGGACCAUUCUGUCCCACAGACCAAUAUGGGGCCCAAAUUAUAAGCAUUACCUCUCAAUGAGACAGGCAUCAUAUGACCGAAACACAAACUUGUGAUUUAUGACCAAACGUAAACAUUUACACUGUGCUUCCAUGCUGUUUUGUUUUGACACACCAAAAAGUCCAUUUAUUCCUCUGGGAGACACCUUUUUUUUUUUUCUUUUUUUUUUUUUACAAAAAUGGAAAUGCAAAUCAUUCUUGUAGAAUCUGCUGGCACUGACAGACAGAUACUCAAGAACAUCCAACUGUUUGGUUUCCUCGGACCAAGUUUUACUCUCAACUGUUAUCAUGAGCUGUUAUCGUUUCUUCCUGUCAAUAAAGACUUAUAUUUCUUAAA
Molecule: messenger RNA, 1977 nt
Organism: Notolabrus celidotus (New Zealand spotty)
Lineage: Eukaryota; Metazoa; Chordata; Actinopteri; Labriformes; Labridae
Gene: ntf3
Product: neurotrophin 3
Exons: 2
Coding region: 104-988 (294 amino acids)
Biological process (GO): cell surface receptor protein tyrosine kinase signaling pathway; regulation of neuron differentiation; negative regulation of neuron apoptotic process
Molecular function (GO): nerve growth factor receptor binding; growth factor activity
Source: RefSeq, a predicted model, not a curated record